Neopsephotus bourkii (Bourke's parrot) is the source of this 678-nucleotide messenger RNA. RefSeq names its product GADD45G interacting protein 1 (gene GADD45GIP1). The record is from RefSeq and is a predicted model, not a curated record. The coding region runs from base 1 to 678 and encodes 225 amino acids. The transcript has 2 exons. Gene Ontology annotation, cellular component: nucleus. NCBI's taxonomy places the organism in Eukaryota, Metazoa, Chordata, Aves, Psittaciformes, Psittacidae.
AUGGCGGUGCCCAUGGUGCGGGCCGCGCUAGGCCCGGCCUUGUCCCGCUCCCGUUUCCCGUUGGGGCUCCGCUGGUACCGAGCGCCCCCCCUCCGGCUGCGGCCGGGCCCGGCCCCGGGGGACCCCUCGGACCCACGCGAGGCCGCGCGGCGCUUCGGGCGCUUCGGGGAGGCGGCGGCGGUGGCGCCGCUCCGGGAGCUGUGGCCGGGGCCGGAGCGGCUCCGGGAGCUGGAGGAGGAGCAGCGGGAGCGGGAGCCGCCGCUGUGGGAGACGCUGCGGGAGCUGGAGCGGCGCGAGAGGGAGGAGGAGAGGAAGCGGCUGGAGAGGCAGGCGCAGGUGGCAGCGGCGCUGGCGGCGAUGCCGGAGCGGGUGCGCGCGUGGCGCGAGCAGCGGGAGCGGGAGCGCGCCAAGGCCAGAGCGGACGCCGAGAGGCGACAGCGCCUCCUAGCGGAGGGAGGACUCGCGGCGGGGGGAGCCCAGCGCAGAGCGGCCCGGGCGCAGGCGCUGCUGGAGGACCUGGAGCGGCAGCAGCGGAAGGAGGAGAAGCGGCGCCAACGCCUGGAGCGACAAGAGGCCAUGAAGAGCGCCCUGGCUGCGGCCGAGGAAGCGGCAGCGGCGAGAGCGCCCCCUGCUGGAGUCGCUGCAGAUACCUCCAAGCUCCCCCCCACCUCCUCUUGA